Pleurotus ostreatus (oyster mushroom) is the source of this 1899-nucleotide messenger RNA. Its product is annotated as Carnitine O-acetyltransferase mitochondrial. Lineage: Eukaryota; Fungi; Basidiomycota; Agaricomycetes; Agaricales; Pleurotaceae. Gene Ontology annotation, molecular function: carnitine O-acetyltransferase activity. Bases 1 to 1899 code for a protein of 632 amino acids. The record is from RefSeq and is a predicted model, not a curated record. The transcript has 7 exons. Gene Ontology annotation, biological process: carnitine metabolic process. Gene Ontology annotation, cellular component: mitochondrion; peroxisome.
AUGGCCGGCUCAGCGACAACGCCUAUCGUCCUCGCCAGUCGCCCCGAUGACUGGAAGGCGCGUGCACCCGGUCCCCCAUCGACAUCUGUCACAUUCGCUGCCCAGGACAAGCUGCCAAAGCUUCCCGUCCCUGAUCUGAAGCAGACGUUGGUCAAACUCAAGGAGAGCUUGCGGCCUAUCGCUUGGAACGACGCUGAAUACUCUGCAGUGGAGAAGAAAAUCGACGAAUUUGAACAGGGCAAAGGCGUCGAAUUGCACCAGAGGCUGCUCGCGAAGCAUGCAGCGACCAAGCACUGGUUAGAGGACUGGUGGGAUGAUGGAGGAUACCUAGGUUACAGAGAUUCGGUUGUGGUCAAUGUUUCAUACUAUUAUGGAUUUGACCGCCAGCCGGCGCACCUCCCACAAAGUCCUGCAGGCAGGGCAGCCACAAUCGCCAGAGCUGCCAUGAUAUUCCGACAGCAACUUAGACGGGGUUUAGUGAAACCAGAUGGAACGAAGGAAGGACCGUUCUGCAUGGAUACAUAUAGGCAAGUAUGGAUGUUUGACUGCUGUCGCGUCCCCGGCCCCCAAGGCCUCGACUGGAGUGUCUCAUAUGCGAAGCAAGGCGAAGAGGGCGAUGAUGCGCACAUCGUUGUAUUUCGUAACAAUAGACCGUGGAAGGUUAACGCCACACAAAACGGUCGGAUUCUCAGCACAGCAGAGUUUGAAGCGCAAAUAAACCAUAUUUAUGAGAACAGCGCUGGAGAUCAUCCCGGGGUUGGCGUACUCGCGGCAAACAACCGUGACGUAUGGGCGAAGGACUAUGUUGAACUCGCCAAAUCGCCAUACAACUCUAGCAUCAUCCACACCAUCCAAUCCGCUGCUUUCACUAUUAGCUUAGACUCCUCAUCGCCCGCAGACCCCGUUGCACAUAGCCGCGAUCUAUGGCACGGAUACCUCUCCCCAGAGGGCGUGCCUAUUGGUCUCCGUAAUCGUUGGGUAGAUAAGCCUUGCGAGUUCAUCGUCUUUGACAAUGCAGAAGCUGGCAUUAUGGGGGAGCAUUCCGUCAUGGAUGGCACGCCCACGGUUCGGCUUUGCGACGAGGUACUCGAGAUGCUCCACAACCCCGCGUUUGAUAACGGUGAUGUCCCAACCCCUACUAAGGCUGCCAGCACUCCUCUGGACUGGGAGGUCGCACCCGCGAUCAUCCAAGCCAUCAGCAAGGCGGAUGAGGCAGCUCGCGAACUCAUCCAGAGCCAGGAACUGACUUUCCAUGUCACAUCAUAUGGGAAAGCAGCCAUCAAGAAAUUCGGGGUCUCCCCAGAUUCGUGGGCACAGAUGAUCAUUCAGCUCGCGUACAGACGUCUCAUUGGCAACGAACCGCGCAAGGGCGGUACGUACGAAGCUGCUACCACGAGGAAGUUCUACAAGGGUCGGACUGAGGCCAUUCGUGUGGUCACCACCGAGUCGGAUGCUUGGGUAGCCAGCAUGGAUGAUCCUUCUGUGAACGCUGUGGAGAAGAAGAGGCUCUUUGACAUCGCGACCAAGAAGCACAUCAGCACCGCCAAAUAUUGUGGGGCUGGUCAGGGCAUUGAUAGGCACCUCUUGGGUCUGAAGAAAUCGCUGAAGGAAGACGAGGACGCGCCUGCUUUGUUCGAGGAUCCAGUAUACCAGCGGGCGACUUAUUGGGUAUUGAGUACUUCAGCUAUCUUCUCGAAGCAUUUCCCUGUUUAUGGGUGGGGAGAGGUCGUCCCGGAUGGAUUUGGCGUUGCGUAUAUGACUGGGUUCGAUGACCGUCUACAGUUCACGGUUACAUCGAGGAAGGAGAUGCCUAAUGCGCAGUUCAUGGAAGAGAUCAUGAAGGCGGCCGAAGACCUAUUCAAUCUGCAUGCCAGUGAGGCGCAGAAAUCUAGAUUGUAG